UCUUUCUCCCUCCCUCUCUCUCACAGACAACUUUUCACAUUAGGGUUUUCCGUCUCUCACCUGAGCCAUUUCAGAGUCCUUCAUCUUCCUGGUAAGAUCUCCAACGCGAUCUGCGAUUAUUGUUUUUGUUUGCAGAAAAUGUUUUUGAUUCAUUUCUAAAAACACUUGCGACGAAAGCAAGCCCUAGAGAUAGUUGGAAAGGAGGGUUAUGGACGGAGGCGAGGGUGGGUUCGGCGACGGCGGUGAUCCAGGCGAGCAGUUCCACCGCAACGAGGCGAUCUCCGCCGUCGCCGAUGAGGGCUUCUUGGGGGAAGAAGAAGACGAUGACUACGAAGAUCUUUACAAUGAUGUUAAUGUCGGCGAAGGGUUUCUUCAGUCUUUGCGAAAGAAUGAGGAGUUAGGGUUUAGGAAUGAGGAGGAAGAGGAGGAGGAGAAGAAGGUUGAGCCUGUUCCGCCGCCAGCCCCGUCGGUGGUGCCGGAGGCCAGUGUCUCGAUACCAGGCGUCGGCGGCGGCGGAAGCAGCGUUGGCGGCGGUGGGGGAGGGGGAGCUGGUGGUGAGAGGAAGUUUGAGGAGGUGGGUGGGGGGGAUGGUGGGUCUAGGGUUUCUGGGAGAUUGGAGGGAUUUCAGAAUGUAGGGUUUAGAGGCAACGAGAUGGGCGUUAAGGGGUCUAGUGCAGGUGUACCGGGAGGAGCAGGACCAGCAGUUGGUGGUGGAGGGUUGAGAGUUGAGUUGGGGCCUUCCUCGAAUAAAGUGAAUGAUUUUGAGGAGCAAACUGGUAAUAAUAGUGUUGGAGUUCAAGUGAUUGGGCAGCAAUCUCAUGGUGGGGUUUUAGUGAGUGUGGGAAAUAAUGAGGGUUUAGGUAGGCAAGCAGGAGGAGUAAGCAGCAUGAAUGGGAUUGGGAAUGGGGGUGUUGUUGGAGGCGCUGUUGGUGGUGGUGGUGGUGGGGUUGGCAGUGGUGGUGGUGGUGGAGGAGGAGGAGGAGGAGGAACAAUACUCUUUGUGGGGGAUUUGCAUUGGUGGACCACGGAUUCUGAGCUUGAGGCGGAGCUUUGCAAGUAUGGGGCUGUGAAGGAGGUUAAGUUUUUUGAUGAAAAGGCUAGUGGGAAGUCAAAAGGGUAUUGCCAGGUUGAGUUUUAUGAUCCAGGUGCAGCCACGGCUUGCAAGGAAGGGAUGAAUGGGCAUCUUUUUAAUGGACGUCCUUGUGUUGUUGCAUAUGCCUCACCAUAUAGUGUUAAGAGAAUGGGGGAGGCUCAAGUUAAUAGGAACCAGCAGGUGUCCCAGACUGCACUUUCUCAAGCGAGGAGAGGUCCUGGUGAUGCAGCGGGUAAGCCUGGUGGCAGCAACACUGCUACUGGUGGUAAUUAUCAGAGUGGGGAUAACAAUAGAGGAGGUUAUGGUGAUAACAAUAGGGGAGGUUAUGGGAGAGGUAACUGGGGAAGGGGCAAUUCUCAGGGGAGAGGGCCAGUUGGUCCAAUGAGAAACAGAGUUGGUGGUAUGGGUGGGAGGGGUAUAAUUGGGAAUGGUGGUAAUGGAUUUGGGCAGGGCAUUGCUGGUACUCCACCAUUGUUGCAUCCGCAAACAAUGAUGGGUCAGGGUUUUGAUCCAGGUUUUGGAGCACCUAUGGGGAGAAUGGGUAGCUAUGGAGGCUUUCCUGCUGCUCCAACCCCUCCCUUUUCUGGUAUAUUGUCUUCAUUCCCGCCUGUAGGAGGUGUUGGCUUGCCUGGAGUAGCACCUCACGUGAAUCCAGCAUUCUUUGGGAGAGGGAUGCCCAUGAAUGGAAUGGGAAUGAUGCCUACUACAGGUGUUGAUAGCCAUAACAUGGGGAUGUGGUCUGAUCCUAACAUGCCUAGUUGGGUUGGUGAAGAGCAUGGUGGGAGAGCUGGGGAAUCUAGCUAUGGAGAAGAAGCUGUCUCUGAUCAUCAGUAUGGAGAGGUUAGUCAUGAUAGAGGGGGUUGGCCAAAUUCUGGUAAGGAAAAAGACAGAGGUUCAGAAAGAGACUGGUCUGGCUCUUCUGAUAGAAGGUAUCGAGAUGACAGGGAACCAGGGUAUGAUAGAGAUCCACCUAGAGAAAAAGAUCCAAGUCAUGAUCAUGAUUGGUCUGAAAGAAGGCAUCGUGAUGAUAGGGAUAUUGGUCGAGAUCGAGACAGAGAGCGUGAACGGGAACGGGAACGGGAACGUUCUCGUGACCGUGAUCGAGACCGCGACAGGGAACGUUCACGAGAGCGUGAUCGCGAUCGUGACAGAGACCGCUACAGGGAAGACAGAGACAGAUAUGUGGAUCAUCAUAGGUACAGGGACCGUGAAUCAGAACAUGAUGAUGAAUGGGAAAGGAGUCGAUCAUCAAGGACUCACAGCAAGUCACGCUUGUCUCAAGAGGAAGAGCAACGUUCAAGAUCACGGGAUGCAGAAUAUGGCAAGAGGCGGCGGCUGACGUCUGAAUAACCUAGUUCAUUGCUUCUUUCCUAAAUAGAUUCUCAUCCAGAAUGGAAAAACUAAAUUAACUGGGAUUUCAUCAGGUGAUUUGGACUUUAUUCAAGGCAAAAUGGUUCUGUUCGAUGUUUUCUACAGCUUCAUCAUCUGUAGUUGCCUGAAGUCUUUUUGAUUGCUUCUUUGUUUUCUGGGGCAUGGUUCCAUUUGUGCACGAUAAAAGCUAUUUUAAUUUGAGGAAUGGAAGCCAUUCAUCAGAUUUCAGGGCAUUCUUGGGGAUGAAGAGCACCCGGAUCAACAUUCGAAGGAGGCUAUCAUAGCGUUUCCUCUUUGCGGAUUGGUGUAGAAGUGGAACCUUUCCUUUUCAUAGCUAGCCAUCUUUUGCAUUUAUGUAUUUUUUUUUUUUUGUUUUUUGAGGGGGUUAAUUAGCACUCGGAACAAACUAAUAUUGUGGAUGAUGAUUGUGUCUUGAAAAAUUGCUGAAGUCAGAUGUGGCAGAUUAUGUCAGAAUAGAUUAUAUUAGAACUUACUGCUUGAAUGUAAUGUAAUAGGGUUAGAACACAGGUGAUGUUGCUAUGUGGCUGUGUGCCUAUUCUGAUUGUUGCAUUUUUUUUGUUGUACAAUUUUUUUUUUUCACUUUUUUUGUUUUUAAAAUAUUGUCUGUAUACCAUUUUUGACCCAACCGCAGUUUCCGAUGUAGAUCCUGUAGCAAUCCUAAUCAAUUAAUGAAAAUCCUCUGACACGAGAAGUUUAUACGGUUA
Molecule: messenger RNA, 3189 nt
Organism: Malania oleifera
Lineage: Eukaryota; Viridiplantae; Streptophyta; Magnoliopsida; Santalales; Ximeniaceae
Exons: 2
Coding region: 209-2443 (744 amino acids)
Biological process (GO): mRNA alternative polyadenylation
Cellular component (GO): mRNA cleavage and polyadenylation specificity factor complex
Molecular function (GO): mRNA binding
Source: RefSeq, a predicted model, not a curated record